AUGUCAAGCAUACACACGGACUCUCCUCGAGGCGCAAAUGCAAUUAGAGCCACCGAACUGCGAACUAUAUCGUUCUCGGCUUUAGCAAGAGACAACACAGCCGCAAUUGCAGAAGUCUUCGAGGCCGGCUUCCAAGACGGAUUCUUUUAUCUCGACCUCCGUGAUGCCGAAACGCAGCCCCUCUUAGAUAGUAUUGAGGAGCUAUAUCAGCUCUCUGAGACUCUCUUUGACUCUGAUCAGAAGGAGCUGAUGAAGUACGACUUGGACAUCAUUGGGCCGUCGAAGAUUGAUGGCUAUAAGCCUGCUGGGCGUAAUACAGGAGUCGCAUCAGGAAAGCAGGAUGGAUUUGAGAUCUACCUGAUUCCAACAAAUGGACUCCUCAGCCUAGAUGCUCUGUAUCCCCUACAGUGUCCUGGAGCAUUACACAACAAGCUAUCGCUCAUUACCUACGUCGCUGAAAAAGCCCACCACAUCGGAAAUGUUAUACUUGCAAAGCUCUCAUCUAUGCUUCAGCCGCAGCUUCCCAUCGCUCUACAAGAACACCACCGAUACGGGCAACCGUCAACCUCCGCACUCGGCCUCCUGAAGUAUCCUCCAACGUCGAGAACGGAGGAUCAUAGGCUGGGACAGAUUGCACAUACGGAUGUCGGAAGUAUCACAGUUCUAUUCAAUCGUCUCGGCGGCCUCCAGGUCCUUGAGGAAAGCGGAGAAUGGGCGUUCGUGGAACCGAAAAUCGGGCAUGCGGUCAUCAACAUUGGUGACUCUCUCCGGUUUUUGUCCGGGAAAGCCCUGAGAUCAAGUCUACAUCGCGUCGUCCCCCACCCAACUACAGAGUUCCGGCCCCGGUAUUCUAUAGCCUACUUCAUGCGUCCAGAGUUCGAUGCUGAGUUCGAGGACGAGGAGGGCGCGCAUUGGACGGGAAUCGGAUGGCAUACAAGGAAGUUUGCGGUCUUCCGUGCUACAGCGGAGGAUCAGAAGAAAGAUUCGGUGCUGACUGGACGGAAAGGAUAUCUAGGUCUUUGGGAAAAUGUCCAAGACACUGAAGAGAAGUCAUAG
Molecule: messenger RNA, 1056 nt
Organism: Mytilinidion resinicola
Lineage: Eukaryota; Fungi; Ascomycota; Dothideomycetes; Mytilinidiales; Mytilinidiaceae
Product: putative 2OG-Fe(II) oxygenase family oxidoreductase
Exons: 3
Coding region: 1-1056 (351 amino acids)
Molecular function (GO): dioxygenase activity
Source: RefSeq, a predicted model, not a curated record